UCCUUCCUGCCCACCUUUUUUUUAUUUUUAUUUUAACAAAGAGUAAGGAUUAAGUAGUGGAGCAUCAAAAUUCAAUAGCAAAGCCUGAAAUUGACAAGAAUGAGAAUCUUGACCACUUCUCUUUACUCAGUAGAUCAACAAUGGAGGACAGAAAAGCAUACAUAAUUGCUGUUUCGUUGGUUUCCGUUCUCACCAUCUCUAUCGUCGUUGCUCGUAUCUCAUUAAAGCUGUCCAAGACAUUUUUCUUGGUCUGUGGAGCUAAUAUUGCGGCCAUCCUUGCUGUUUUUUCGUUUCUUAUAAUCAGAAGAAGAUACAAUAACCGGAGAAAACUGUUGGAAUCCCAGCUUGUAUCAGAGGGGCGGGAGCUACGAAUUGAGUACAGUUUUCUCAGGAAAGUCGCUGGAGUUCCAACUAAGUUCAGGUACAAGGAACUUGAAGAAGCAACGGAUGGUUUUCGAGCACUAUUAGGACAGGGGGCAUCAGCUUCCGUGUUCAAAGGAAUCUUGAAUGAUGGUACCCCGGUCGCGGUGAAGAGGAUUGUUGGAGACGACAAGGGCGAAAAGGAGUUCAGAUCAGAAGUUGCAGCUAUUGCCAGUAUCCAGCAUGUAAAUCUUCUUCGACUUCUUGGCUAUUGUAGCGUACCAUCGGGGCCCCGUUUUCUCGUCUACGAGUUUGUGUACCACGGAUCAUUGGAUAAUUGGAUAUUUCCAAGGAGGGAAACUCACGGCCGGCGGGGUGGUUGUUUGUCUUGGGACUUGAGGUGUAGAGUUGCACUUGAUGUAGCUAGGGCGCUUUCUUAUCUACACCAUGAUUGCAGGUCUUGCAUUUUGCAUCUCGAUGUGAAGCCGGAGAAUAUACUCCUCGACGAGAGCUAUCGGGCACUCGUGUGCGAUUUUGGACUCUCGAAGCUAAUGGGAAAAGAAGAAAGCAGAAUUGUCACGACGAUUCGGGGAACUAGAGGCUAUCUGGCCCCGGAAUGGAUCUUGGAGAACGGAGUAUCUGAAAAAUGCGAUGUUUAUGGUUUCGGCAUGGUGCUCCUGGAGAUUAUUGGAGGGCGAAGAAAUGUUUGCACGAUUGAGGACGAAAACGAGAGGAGGAAGAAAAAGUUUGAGUGUUUUGCGAAAAUUGCGAUUGAGAAACUGAGAGAAGGGAAGCUGAUGGAGAUAGUUGACCAGAGAUUGGUGCUAGCAGGAGGAAUAGAUGAGAGGCAGGUGAAGAGAUUGGUUUGCAUAGCAUUGUGGUGUAUUCAGGAUAAGCCUAAGGUCAGGCCGAGUAUGGGGCUUGUGGUGGAAAUGCUGGAAGGCCGAGUUCCAGUGGAUGAGCCGCCUGAAAAUACCCAAGUUCUCAUCGCUGACUUGUUGUCAGCUGAAGAUGGAGGGUCAACGAAGCCCGACCGUGGCAGGCUUUUUGCUGCAAUGGAUAAUGCAAUCAUCCCAUCAACAGCGGCCUAUUCUUCUAUAGGAUCAGUUCUUUCAGGACGGUAGCGCUACUGAAUCUCGCCGCAGCUGGUUCCUUUUACUUUCUUUACACAGAUUCAUUGACGCAGGCAUCUUUUUCUUUGACCGAGUAUAGUGUACUUUACUUGCUGUCCAGUUCUUGAGGAGGUACAAAUUUUAUAUGAUCAUUCAUCGUGUACUUGCUGUCGGGCUCCGGUGUAAAUAGACGAUAAAACGAAACAAUUCUCUGAUUUGACUUGUAACUAAGAAAAGUUCAUGCCGAGGAUUGCUGUUUGGUCUGGUGUUUACCUCCGUAUGGUGUUUUCCUUUCUGCAGUGCAGGGGCAAGAGUUGACUAUCAAGUCUAUGAUGGUAGUAUUAGAUAAAAAAAAACCAUCUCAUUGGCAAGCAUUGAUAUACUAUUUUAUUUUUUUUCUGAAAACAGUAGUGUGUAUAUUUUCAA
Coffea arabica (coffee) is the source of this 1898-nucleotide messenger RNA. RefSeq names its product probable receptor-like protein kinase At5g20050. Gene Ontology annotation, molecular function: protein kinase activity; ATP binding. The record is from RefSeq and is a predicted model, not a curated record. NCBI's taxonomy places the organism in Eukaryota, Viridiplantae, Streptophyta, Magnoliopsida, Gentianales, Rubiaceae. Gene Ontology annotation, biological process: protein phosphorylation.